UGGCUUGAUUUUCUCACAGCUCCAGCGGCAGGGAAACACACCCGUCAGCAGCGCGCAUUGGAGACAAAAAAAAAGCGCAUCACGGACAAAGGAAAUAUGGGUGCACUGGAGAGGAUCCACCUCAGCCGGGUAACACAAUGGAUGAGCCGCUUCUGUUUCGCUUGCCCGGAGACCAAUUAGCCCACCUUAAUGAGGUGCUGGGAUGCGAGAUACUGCAAGCUAAAAAGGCGGAAGGCUGCGUUUAAUCCGUCUGCGGAUCCUAUGAGCUUGCAAUGGCUGUGGCGGGGAUAUGCAACUGGAUAGGGAAUAAUGUGCCUUUUUAUUUUGUGAUAUUUUCCUUAUUUUGUGGCCUUUCCUUUGGACAGUUGCGGUAUUCUAUUACAGAGGAACUGGAAAAUGGGGCACUGGUCGGUGAUCUGGCGCAUGACUUGGGGCUGGAUAUUCGAAAGCUCGCCACCCGAAAAAUCAAGGUAACCUCCAACAGCGGUAAGCGCUAUGUGAUUGUCAACCCUAAAAAUGGGAAAUUACUCGUCAAUGAAAGGAUCGACAGGGAGGCGCUGUGUGAUCUGUCCAGCACCUGCCUCAUAAAUCUGGAGGUGCUGGUCGAAAACCCCACUGAGGUGCACCAUGUCGAGGUGGAGAUUGUGGACGCCAAUGACAAUGCGCCACAGUUCCCCAGAGACGAGUACCAACUGGAAAUCACUGAAUCUGCUUUACCGGGCUCUCGUUACCCGAUUGAAAACGCUCAAGAUCCAGACAUUGGGUCCAAUUCAGUCCGCAUGUAUCAGCUCAGCACAAACGACCAUUUCGCGCUGGUGUCCAACAAACCCUCCCUAAAUACAAAGCACAUCGAGCUUGUGCUCAAAAAGCCCCUCGAUCGCGAGCAGACGCCUUAUCACCAGUUAAUUCUAAGUGCUGUGGACGGUGGGACACCAGAGAAAACAGGGACAGCGAAAAUCAAUGUGCGGGUCCUGGACUCAAAUGACAAUGUUCCUCUGUUUGACAGCUCAGUGUACAAGGUGAAACUGUUGGAAAACUCGCCCAAAGACACGCUGGUGAUCAAACUGAAUGCCACUGAUCUAGAUGAGGGCACAAAUGCAGAGGUUUAUUACUCUUUCAGCAGUUACACUCCAGAGAGGGUGAGGCAGAUGUUCAGCAUGGACACUAACACAGGAGAGAUAAGAGUGAGAAGCAAUGUUGACUAUGAAGAGACCAACUCCUAUGAGAUGUACAUCCAGGCGAUGGAUAAGGGCCCCGGGGCCGUGGCAGCACACUGCAAGGUGGUGGUGGAGGUGGUGGAUGUGAAUGACAACGUCCCUCAGAUAGUUUUGUCGUCUCUGUCGAGUCCUGUGAGGGAGGACGCCCGUGCUGACACAGUGGUGGCCCUCAUUAGUGUUACUGACCGGGAUUCUGGCGCCAACAAGCAGGUGAGCUUAGAGAUCCCAGCAGGCCUUCCAUUCAAGAUCAAGUCAUUCAGAAACUACUACACUCUGGUUACCUCAGCCUUCCUGGACCGCGAGACCACUGAUGCCUACAAUGUCACUCUGAGUGCCACAGAUGGAGGAAAUCCUCCCCUUUCCUCCCAGAAGACCAUACAGGUGGAUGUGGCUGAUGUAAAUGACAACCCACCGCGAUUUGAGCAGACUUCGUACACAGUGUAUGUGGCUGAGAACAAUGCCCCCGGGGCCUCUUUGUGUACUGUGAAAGCUCAAGAUGCAGACAUCAAAGAGAAUGCACGCAUCACCUACACAGUGCUCAAUGACAAUAACCAUGGCAUCCCUGUCACCUCGUAUGUGUCUGUGAAGGCCGAUACUGGGGAGGCUUAUGCCCUGCGAGCCUUCGACUAUGAGUCACUGAGAGAGUUUCACUUCCAGGUCAAAGCCCAAGAUGGGGGUAUUCCUCCACUCAGCCGCGUUGCCACUGUCUACAUCUACAUAAUGGAUCAGAAUGACCAUGCACCACUGAUAGUAAACCCUCCUGGCAAUGGCACGCGCUCCUUAGAGACAGUACAAAAGAAUGCUGAGCCUGGCGCCAUGGUGACCAAAGUGGUGGCAUAUGAUGCAGAUGCUGGUCCAAAUGCCUGGCUGGUUUAUGUCCUGGAGACGGCCACUGACCUGGACUUGUUCAAAGUGCAUGAACACACGGGCGAGAUCAGGACCACUAGGAGGAUCCUGGAAGACAACUCAACCUCCUUCGCCCUAACCGUCGUUGUGAAGGACCAUGGCCAGCCUGCUCUUUCCUCCACCGCCACCAUCAAUGUGGCUGUCAUGGAGGUGCCACCAAAAGUGGCCCCUGACCCCAAGAGGAUCAUCCGACCUCACAGCACACUGCUUUUCUCCAACGUGACCCUCUAUUUGAUCGUGGCUUUGAGCGCCACAACCUUUGUUUUCCUGGUCACUGUGGUGGUGCUCGCCAUCGUUCGCUGUCACGCCUACUGCACCCAGCCGGGGUCCUGCUCCCCUUGCUGUGUGUCACAGAAGCCCCCUCCAGAUGGCGGGAGCAGCAGUGUAAGUGCUGGCGGGGCAGGCGGUGGUGCAGCCGGGGGACAGCCUAAUAACAAUGUGGUGCUUCGGAGAGACCUUAAAGUGGAGCCUCACUACAUUGAAGUGCGUGGGAAUGGCUCCCUAACGAAGACUUACUGCUACAAGACCUGCCUGACAGCCACCUCUGGCAGUGACACUUUCAUGUUCUACAACACAGGACGGCCCAUCAGCGGCACCUGGGGCAGCGGUGCUGACCGCUUCUUCACCAGUGGGAGUGGAUUUGUACGGAGACUGAGUAUGCCUGAUGCCUCACUGCAAAUCUGCCCAGAGCCAAAAGCCCCGAAUGCUGACUGGCGAUAUUCGGCAUCUUUAAGGGCAGGGGUGCAGAGUUCUGUCCACAUGGAGGAGUCCUCAGUGAUGCAAGGAGCCCAGGGCAUGCUGGUCCAGAACUGGCCCACAGUAUCCAGUGCUGCAGACGGAGAGGGUGGUGGAGAGCUCUCACCCCCAGUGGGCGCAGGAGUCAACAGCAACAGCUGGCACUUCAGAUACGGCGCUGGACAAGGCUACGGGCCUCCUCAGCCCCUGAAACCUGGAGAGAUCCCCCCUGAAGCCUUCAUCAUCCCCGGAUCUCCAGCCAUCAUUUCUAUCCGCCACGACUCGGGCCCAGUGGAUGACAAAGGUGACUUCAUAAGCUUUGGGAAGAAGGAGGAGGCGAAGAAGAAGAAAAAGAAGAAGAAGGACAAGAAGGACAAGAAGGAGAAAGGAAAGGAUGAUGGUGAUGAAUAGAGGAGAAAGGGCUGGAUUGAAAGCAGAGCUACCGACAAACUACCAUCUCAAUUCCAGAGCCAGAAAAAUAAGCCAAACGCAUAUUGUAGAACCAAGGGAGCCUGCUUGCACCACAUUUGCAUAGACAUUGUACAGUGGCCAAAUCCUCAUUAGACCAGGCCUGGCUCCCCACAUCAUGCGAACUAACUUGCUAUAACUUUGGCCAAUAAAAGUCUGUGGUUUAUUGUAAACAAACAAUCUUUAUCUAAAGACUGGACCAAAUUUCAACAGAAAGGAUUUUAUUGGCUUAGAUGAGCCUUUCUGUUAUUUGCUGCCCAACAUCCCCAACCCCUCACCCGAGGUUUGUAUAAUAAAAACGAAAGCACCUGAAAAGGUGUACUAUUUGUAUCUGACCAUUGUCAGCUGAGGCUGCCUGUGUUGACAUCUCGGGCCUCCUUCCUUUUUAGCUCGCCGAUAGGAAGUGAAAGCCAAACUAACAGAACUAACGGAAGGGGGAAAAAAAAAAGAAACAGAGGCUUUUGUUUUCAGUAUUAUGGAGGCCUUGUAGAAAUUCUGAAAAUGAGGUCUUUUGUAAAAAAAAAAAAAAAAAGAAGCAAAAAACGAAAAAGUAACAAUAUACAGUAUGCGUACCAUCAGCUUAGCACCUUUGUGAGAAUGAGGUGGCUGAGAGAAGCUGGACCACACUCGAAUAUAGAGCUCUGUUUCAGUGUAACAUAGCACAUUGCAGAGGCUGAGGACCUGGACUAGGUUGCACCAACUAUGCGCAAGUUUGUUCCCAGGUUAGUUUAUGAAGUAGUGGCUUCUAAAUUGCUAGUUCAUUUGCAUUUAGCAAGUUGCUAAAUUCGAUUGGAGCAUGGCUAUUGAAGGGGUGAGGCUUGAGGCUGUAUCUUUUUAUAAGAUUAAGAUUUGAGAUGAGUAGCCAAUCGGUAACAGCAAUAUCAUGCUGAUGUGUGCAAACCACAUAGAUUUUUCACUAAUAGAUUGGCAGAAAAAUGACAAUUGGUUUCCAUAUUUGACUCCUAAAGGACAAUAUUAGUUUUUGCAUGUUUUAGUCCACUCUCAACAAAUUAUUUUACACUUAACAUCACUGCUAACCAAUUUCUAAAUCACAUCUUUGGAAUUUUUGUUUUGUUUUGUGGAAUUUUUCGAUUUUGCAGGCAGCUAUUGAUUCUUUUACUGAAUUGUAGCACAGCAUUCUAAUAAAAUCAGCUGAGACUCAAAAUUGCGUCACACUAAAACUCAUCAAAGUGAACACAGCAUUUGGUUUUGUUGUUGUUUCAGGUACUUUUUGUCAUGUGAUAACGUGGCUCCUGCAUUUUCAUGAUAACGUAACCUUAGACAAAUAAAACACAGACAUGACAGAUUAGCUGCUGGAUUUAAAAGAAGUCUCAGCAUAUGAAUUAUUUAUAUUUUAUGGAAUCAAGUGGGAACCAGAUGUUGCCUGAAGGAAAGGAAACCCAAGGAAAAGAGUGCGAACUCAAGUGGAAAAUAGUUUGCAGUAUCAUGUUAAAUGUAGAAAAUGGACAAAAGCAUUCAAAAUAACUGCUGUGGCCCUUCAAGUUGCAAAACAGUGUGGGACUGCUGAAGAAAAAAAAUGCUGUGAGCAGGGGGAAAAAAAAGAAAAAAAUCUUGCUUUACUGUUAGUGAGUGCAGUUGUGUGGCUUUGUAUCAUUUACACCUGCUUUAUUGCUUGCUUAAUUAUUUACUUGUUGCUUAAGGUUCUGUUCUAACAGACUUUUGUGGUGGUACCGCUUGUAAUUUAGCAAAGAAUUGGGAUUAGUGGCUACCUCGGAUAUAACUAGGGAACCUACGUGCAGCUGAUGCAACCGGCCCCUCACCUUGCCUCUUCUUUUGGAAUAUGGCACAGGUCAACGGGGUCUUAAUCCCACUGUGUAUUAGCACACACAGUCUGACACACACAUUACUGUACACAAACACUGACUCAACCUGACUCCUACCCACACGCACAAACACGCAAACACAUACAUCCUCUAUUCCACUACAUAGGAAUACAUAAACUAUAAAUAUACGAAAAGAAUACACAGCCCUUUCUGGAAACUCCAAAACUGAAGGCCGAUGCCAUCCUUAAUAUGGGAGUGUAUUAUAUGGCUGGGACGCAGGAAACGUUGCUCGUCGCUUCAUUUCUGUUCAAGCCUGAUCCCUCUACUUCUGUCUUUGAAUGUUAAGUAGUUGUUCUUCAAGCCCUGCACCACUGCCUCGACUGCUUCAGUGCUUGUAGGAUUUGCUUGCCCGCUGCCUGUUUCCUCCCUCUACUCCUGCUUCCUCGAAUCAACAUGGUUGGACGACAUCUUUAGAGUCACUCUCCUUCAAUGAACUGUGCAGUUGUAACACAGUAACAUUUGUGUAUUUUGCAUAUUUACACACACACAGAGACACACACACACACACACACACACACACACACACACACACACACACACACACACACACACACACACACACACACACACACACACACACACACCGCACUCGUAUAUACAUCUUUUGUUUGAUUCAACCGAGCUUCAGCGCUUCAGCCAGAGUGUCUCCUCUGAUUGCUCGUUGUUGACAGCUCUGUCAACCCUCGCAUGGGUUGUACGUAUUGUGUUGUGAGGACGCCUGACGGGUUAGCAGAAGCUGAGAUUAUGGUGUUCUGGAUAUAAUGAGACAAGAUGGAGUGGCAAAAACGAAGAGUCAGAAUAUAGCAGUCAUUGUAGUGUGUUGUAUAGAUUCAGUGUAAAAGAAAAACGAAACUAUUUGGGAGGUGUUGCAAUUAUCCCUGUGUCUCCAAUUAGUCAGAACUGAUCAGCUUGGGUUAAAAAGUAAGCGUAUCUCAGUUCGGCAACAGUGUUAAGAAGCUGUUGAAUUCAGUGAGGGAAGAAGUGGGGAUGAAUCACAAUGUUCAAAUUGAUUAUGGUGCACCAGUGAGAGGUAACAGCAAGCAAAACUCAACAUUUGCACGUGGCAAGACUUUAGAAUUAUACUGUUUUGCUUUAUUGCUACAUAUAAACGUCAGGAAAGCUGCUGGGAGGUGCUGUGAUAGAAGCGUCCGGGUUGAGCGGUGAUCCCAGUGUAAUUAAAAUUUGGCCCUGACAUUGUGAUUCCCAGAUCUGGCAUGGUAGAGAAAGCAAACAGUAGAUAUUGGAGCAGCAUCAACGUGAUUAAAAGUGUCAUAAAACCUCACCUCAGUGUUCCUUCUCUUAGACCAUCGUGUUACCAAUCACUGUAGGGAUAUAUAGGUGCUGCUAUCCAGCUCAAACCCUCCCAUGCACACGAUUCCUUCCCCCCUGCCCCGUUCUUCAGGUGUACUUCUGUGCUGUCAGAUCACCAAGUGGCUGUUUGCAUGUUAUAAGCAAAGGAAACAGAUAAUAUAUAGAUACUAUAUAUACAUAGAUAUGUUUUUUCCACUGGGAAAUGCGUAUUGGAAUACAUAUACCUCUGAUACACAUUCUCAAAGACAAAACACAUACAUUAAAAGACUUUCACAUAAACAUACAUGCAUAUAGUGCAUACAGAUACGCCAUUGCGAACAGUCAUUUGUGGAAAAACCUUAAAAGUAUCACAUUUUUUAUCCUGUUGAAAAUGAAUUUAAUCUUCUAGAUAUACAUAAUGCUAUUGUGUUAUGCUAUGAAAUGCCUUUUUUUCUGUUUCUACCCAUAUGAUUUUCAUAGAUAAGAAAAUCAAUCCUUAAACUUGUGUUAAGCGUCGAAACGAUGAUCGAACACUAUUGUGAAAUCAUUUACUCACCCUCCAUAUCUAUUCCUUGCCCUGUAGAGAAAAAGGCAGAAAAACAAGAAAAAAAAAAUCAUUAAAAAAUGCAUAAAAUGGUCUAAAAAAAAUAAAGUUGAUGUAUUCUCUGCUUGUGUAUAGUGAAUGUUCCUCAGUCGCUGGGUGUGGCAGUGAGUGACACAUUCCAGUCGGCUGUGACAGUGCAGAUCUGUUAAUAACUUUUUUGUACACCUGCUCAUCAUUGUAAUGGUGAUAAUAGUGAUUCUUAUGAUUUCAUCAAUCUGGUAAUGUGUUUUGUUAAUAAGUCACAAAUAAAGUUUUUUUCUUAAAUAUCUUCAA
Messenger RNA from Acanthochromis polyacanthus (spiny chromis), 7337 nucleotides. RefSeq names its product protocadherin alpha-C2-like. Gene Ontology annotation, molecular function: calcium ion binding. Gene Ontology annotation, biological process: homophilic cell-cell adhesion. The record is from RefSeq and is a predicted model, not a curated record. Lineage: Eukaryota; Metazoa; Chordata; Actinopteri; Pomacentridae. The coding region runs from base 273 to 3269 and encodes 998 amino acids. The transcript is spliced from 4 exons. Gene Ontology annotation, cellular component: plasma membrane.